GCCGCGUCGAGUUCUGUGAAACGCACGAAUCGUUUGGAAUAAAGGUCAAUUCUGGUGAGACUAGUGAAGAGCUAUUAAAGUUGGCCGUUUUGGAGUUUGGUGCCAACAUGGAUUAUCGUCUACUGGUGAAAAUACUCAGCUUUUUGCUGCUCUCGCAGCUGGCGACGUCGCAACAGUUGCCACACUCGCCAUCGCCGUCGGCGGCACAGGCGCAGACAGACUACGGCGAGGAGCCACCAGAGGGCUACUAUGCGUUUGUGGAGUCACCGAAUGCAGUGCCGCCCCGUGUGCGUCCACCGCCCUACACCUUCAUCAAUGCCGACUGCAAGGAUGUGGCUGCGGGCAAGAAGUCGGCGGUGUCCGUGCACAAUAUUUGCGGUGAUCUGAAUAAGGGCCAAAUACCAAGAAAUCCUCUUGGUCAAAAUGUGCUCGGCGAGCCAUAUCCCUUUGAGCUGAUACGCAAUCAGACUUUGAAGUUUCUGUCCAAAACGCUGCCCGUGCUGAAGGCAGACGACACGCUGCCCAAGGUAACGCAAAUCAUACGCGACGAGCCUGUGGAACAGCUGGACAACAAUAACAUCGAUCGGCACUAUGCCACGCGCGUCACACGCAGCCUGCCCGAUGGCGUCCAAUCGAAUGAAUACAGCUACUUUGAUCCCGCCCUGGAUGAGGAGCAUCAGCACCAGCAGCAGCACCAAGAGCAGCGACGCGCCACCGAGGAACGCAAGCCUCGCAAAUUCUGUGAUGGCGGCGGAGUAUUCUGCACACUGUACCGCGCCAUUCAGGGUGACACCAGUCCCGCUGUGGCCGCUGCUCAAACAGCGGAGCGUCGCGAGGAAGUUGGCCCAAUCCGCUAUGAGGGACCACCGACACCGUGUCCAGCCAAGGUGGAGUAUGCGACGCCAGUGUUCGCCAAGAACUAUCAGGGCGCCUGGCGCUAUGUGGUACAGAUACCCUACGAGGGCUACUUCACCCAGACGGUGGAGGUGACUCGCUGCAUCCAGGCGCGCUGUCAUUACCUGGACGGCGGUUGUUUGUCCUCGCCGCGCUGGGUUAGCCUGCUGGUGGCGGAGAUCUUCUAUCCAAAUGCGGAGGACACAGUGCCGAGCAGCAGCACGACGACACAAGCACCAUCCGUGCAGGACUUCCAGGCCUACCAGCAGUAUCUGCAGAAGCGAGCGGGCGUGGCCAACGCCUCCGAUGGCAGCACCAAUGCACUAAAUGCUGCUGGCAGCCAGCAUGCGCCGGCCGAUGCACAUUGCGAUGGUCAUGACGAGCUGGGCUGCUUCCAGGUGCGGCUCUACUACGACUGGUUCUUGAUACCCGGCAGCUGCAAGUGCUGGCGUCCGGAUUACUUUGCCAAAUACGUGCGCCGAAAGUCGGUGGCUGACUUAUAAAAAAAAACAAAAAAUAUUUAAACUUUAAUCAUAGUAUUUAGAGC
Messenger RNA from Drosophila grimshawi, 1441 nucleotides. RefSeq lists its product as uncharacterized. Gene Ontology annotation, molecular function: growth factor activity; Toll binding. The transcript has 4 exons. Gene Ontology annotation, cellular component: extracellular region. The coding region runs from base 108 to 1397 and encodes 429 amino acids. Lineage: Eukaryota; Metazoa; Arthropoda; Insecta; Diptera; Drosophilidae. The record is from RefSeq and is a predicted model, not a curated record. Gene Ontology annotation, biological process: central nervous system formation; innate immune response; regulation of Toll signaling pathway.